This is a messenger RNA of Laetiporus sulphureus 93-53, 708 nucleotides long. RefSeq lists its product as uncharacterized. Gene Ontology annotation, cellular component: nuclear envelope; meiotic nuclear membrane microtubule tethering complex. Gene Ontology annotation, biological process: nuclear envelope organization. NCBI's taxonomy places the organism in Eukaryota, Fungi, Basidiomycota, Agaricomycetes, Polyporales, Laetiporaceae. The transcript has a single exon. The coding region runs from base 1 to 708 and encodes 235 amino acids. The record is from RefSeq and is a predicted model, not a curated record. Gene Ontology annotation, molecular function: protein-membrane adaptor activity.
AUGGAGGUGUUCAGAGGUGACAUCCGCCGAAACUUGUCUCCUGAAUGGGUUGAAUUAUCUGGUUGUUCAAGAAGAAAUUCAUCAUCUCCUCCAGCUGCAAAUGAAUCAGCUCAUGUCAACUUGACCCGAGUACACAAUAUUCAAGUGGUGGACUCCCUCACCUCGGAGACCUACAGGAUUCCUGAACGGCUCGACGUCGGACUAUUCCAAUGGAUUUUGGGAUUGAAGGUUGCAAGGCCCAACCCGGCUGCUGUCGUGCUCCGUAACGCUUUGCGUUUUGGAGAAUGCUGGCCCAUGGACGGCCCAUCUGGCCACCUUGGUCUGCAGCUCGUGCAAGCCAUGCAUAUUGCCAAAAUCAUAGUCAGACACGUGCCAUUAGAGAUGGCUGAGGACAUCAGAACAGCGCCUCGAAUGGCGAUUCUGUGGGGGUUGUCGGAAGAAAUUACUGUGCUGCCCACGGAGCAUCCCUCGCGUGCAACGCAUAUUUCGACUUUACCAGCGCGGUUGUCGCUUGCUAAUGGCACUCAGAUGCUCCCCCUUGCAUUCAUCAACUACGACAUCCACUCGUCAUCAUAUACACAGACUUUCGAUACCGAUGUUCGCUAUCAGCAUAAAACAUUCAAGCUGGUUGUGCUGGAGAUCCUGGAUAAUUGGGGGGUGGAAGAUCUCACUUGUUUGUAUCGUAUUCACUUGGUGGGAUGGAUGUGA